AUCUGUAACUGCGUGCAUUGAUGUUAGACGAAGUAACAUAUGCAACACCUCAUCCUAAUUUCUCCUAGUCCUCUUUCCCAUGUUCCCACUUCGUUCAGCAUGUUGUAGUUUUAAAACAUGCUCUUUAUUGGAAUAAACCAUGUAUAUUAACGGAAUAUAAUAAAAUAAAGAAAGUAAAGUUUAAUCUAUAUUACGUUUAUUUCACAGUUUUAUUAAAUAUUGAAUGGCGAGGGAGAAGCAUCCUUUUGCCUCACUUACUUGUUGGCUUCACUUUCCCCUUAAAUAAAAAAAUAUCUGGCCGGGAAAUUGCUCUUCCACCAGCAUCAGCAGCCACUGCUCCUUGAUGUUGUGGUAAAGCAUGCGCAUGCGCCACACAUUGGAAUUACUGCACUGGCCAGAAUAAGUUGGACCACGUCUGUCUUCACUGAAAUCCAAAAUCAUAUCAAAACUAUGGCGGUGUUGAGAAUAAGAACAAUGAGAUACUUUGGGGUUUGGACCUUCCUCGUAAUAGUGGCUGUGGUCUGUGCGCAAAGGGUCAAUGACCCUAGCAAUAUGUCAAUCGUAAAAGAAACUGUGGAUAGACUGUUGAAAGGAUAUGACAUUCGCUUGAGGCCAGAUUUCGGAGGUCCCCCUGUUGGAGUGGGGAUGAAUAUAGACAUAGCCAGCAUAGACAUGGUAUCUGAAGUCAAUAUGGACUAUACAUUGACUAUGUAUUUCCAGCAAGCUUGGCGAGACAAACGGUUAUCCUACUCGGAGAUUCCCCUCAAUCUCACCCUGGAUAACCGGGUAGCGGAUCAGCUGUGGGUCCCAGACACCUACUUCCUAAAUGACAAGAAGUCUUUUGUCCAUGGUGUCACAGUGAAAAACAGAAUGAUUCGACUCCAUCCAGAUGGAACCGUGCUCUAUAGCCUGAGGAUCACCACUACAGCAGCUUGUAUGAUGGACCUGAGACGAUAUCCACUGGACGAACAAAACUGCACACUGGAGAUAGAGAGCUAUGGGUACACCACUGAUGACAUAGAGUUCUACUGGCGAGGAGGUCAUAAUGCUGUGACGGGGGUGGAGAGAAUAGAACUUCCUCAGUUCUCCAUCGUGGACCACAAACUCAUCUCUAAGAAUGUCGUCUUCUCUACAGGAUCCUACCCCCGACUCUCCCUCAGCUUCAAGCUGAAGAGGAACAUUGGCUACUUCAUCCUGCAGACCUACAUGCCCUCUAUCCUGAUCACCAUCCUUUCCUGGGUCUCCUUCUGGAUCAACUAUGACGCUUCCGCUGCUAGAGUGGCUUUGGGAAUCACCACUGUGCUGACCAUGACCACCAUCAACACUCACCUGCGGGAGACCCUUCCCAAGAUCCCCUACGUCAAGGCCAUUGACAUGUAUCUUAUGGGUUGCUUCGUAUUCGUCUUCCUGGCCCUGCUGGAGUACGCCUUGGUCAACUACAUCUUCUUCGGCAGAGGACCCCAGCGCCAGAAGAGAGCGGCUGAGAAAGAAGCUGUCGCCAACAAUGAGAAAAUGAGAAUGGAUCCAAACAAGUGGUUGGUGGGAAAUGUAGUUCAGAGAGACGAUACUCUGUAUGCCAGAAUGAAACAGAGGGAUAUUGACGCUCAUGACUCGAUGUGGGAACCAAUCUUUGUGGACGAUGCAGCGAUAGGACUAGGCGAGGAAAAGAAUAAGAUGGACCCGCAUGAAAAUAUUCUACUGGGCACCAUAGAAAUUAAGAAUGAGAUGGGAGCAUCGGAGCUGACCCUUGGUCUCAGUGACCCCAGGAGCACCAUGUUGACUUAUGACAGCUCCACCCUGCAGUACCGCAAAGCAGGGCUGCAGGCCAGGCACAACUUUGGACGCAACACCCUGGAGCGCCACAUGCCUCAGAAGAAGAACCGGCUACGGAGGCAUGCUUCACAGCUGAAGAUCAACAUUCCCGAUUUGACUGAUGUAAACUCUAUCGACAAGUGGUCGAGAAUGAUCUUCCCCACUGUCUUUUCUUUGUUCAACAUAAUUUAUUGGCUCUACUACGUCAACUAAAUGGACUUCAGCAAGGGCAGAACUAAACAAACAACAAAGCUCAUUUUUCUCUGAAUAGUUAUCAUUUUGCUGUUUGUUCUUGCAACACAAGACUGAAUUACUAAAACAAAAUCAGGACUGACUCCAUUUUACCUUGGAACACCUUAAUUGCUGGCUAACACAUGAAAACCUUAGAGGAGAGAGAGAGAUUCAGAACAUAUACUGUAUGGUGCCUGUACCAGAGUUUUUGUUUAUAAUUUUACAAGUAGAAUAUUUAGUGAAUUUAGUAUUUUAUAAUUUUUAAAUGUUUGUUUGCAUAUAUUUGUAUGUUUUUAAAUUUUAAAAUCUUUAUAUAUAUAUAUCUAUCUAUCUAAUUUGUUGCCAAAACAUAGUUAGAAAUAUUAAUGAUAUAUUGAUUUUUAAAUAUCUCAGACCACAAAGACACUCCUUAAAACAGUUACAAGCAUGUUCAGGUCAAUCUUUUCUAAGAUUCAUUACUUCAAAGAUGUAAUUUUAUUUAUCCUAGAAUUUAUUUUGUCUUUAUAUUGUGAAGUUUCACUUUUUCAUAGUAUUAAUAUAUUAAGUAAUAGUAAAAGGGUUUUACGAUUAACCAACCUUUUCUACCUUGAUAUAGUUGAUAAAUCAUAUGAUUUAUUUUGAAGCAUUAUUUCAGUUCUAUGAAAGUGUUUGAUAGUGUAGUAGAUACUAUUUUAGACAACAGAAACAAGCAUCAUUCCAAACCUUGACAGAAGAAACUAGAAAGUAAAGCUUAUCGGCCGUUGACAUUGAAACAUUGAAACAGAUAAAUGCAUCACUAAGGCUUUGAUUCAUGAUUUGACAUUGUUUUCUUAAAGUAUUCACUCAGAAAAGGUACAGAAUAUUAACUUGAACUGAGAAGUUGAAUAUAUUGCAAAAAAUGAGAAGAGACUGAGAAAGAAAUGGAGAGAGAGAAUGUUGCAUUAGUCAUCAAAGCAGUUUAAGAGUCAGUGAUAAAGUGAUAGAUCAUGUAGAAGAUCAAAUAUAUCUUGAAGAAAAAUACACAAACUUGUAUCUGAAAAAUUGUCCUUGUCCAUUUCGGUCCUUUGUUCACAUAUCCGGAAGAUUACAGGAUAAAAUGAUGUAUUUGCUCAUAAUUGCUCUUCACAUGGAUAUACAGAAACGAACAUUGGCUCUAGUUUGUUAAGAAACAUCAGAUAGCAUCUUGUAAUUCCUAUUCCUAAUGACAUUGAGCCAGCAGUUAAGGAUUCUAUGAUAGGCAUUUCAUGAUGCAUCAAAAGCCAAUCUUUCCUAUCACUAUAAUGUGUAAAUAUCUCUUGUAUAUGACUAUUUAAAAAGUCAUGAUAUCUAUCACAGUUUCAGUGAGGAUCCAUCCAGAAUUAGGCCAUGAUAUAAUUAUCUUCAGGAAGCUGGAAGGGUUUGAAAACAAAGGUUUUGAGCAGCUCCACACACUUUGGAUAUUAUACAAUGUCUUUACUGCCAUUUCUUUAUCAAAUAUCCAGGUUUUGAUAAUAACUAUACAAAACAAAGAGUAUGAUAGAGAGAAAAGGCUGCUCUGCGAGCUGGCAAGAGAAACCACAAUGCACGAAAGCACAAUGCUGCUCCAAAUCUCAACUGAAAAUGGACUGUCGUCUUACGUCUUAAAAUAAUAUGUUUCUUUCUGGUAAUCAAUUCAUUACUCUACUUUCCUUCCAAAUGAUUACUAUAAGUAUACUGUAAUAAUACUCCUUUCCUGCCAAAUGAUUACUACAAGUAUACUGUAAUACUACUAAUGUCCUGUCAAUGCAUUCCAUUAAUCUACUCUCCCGUCAAAUGAUUACUACAAGUAUACUGUAAUACUACUAAUGUCCUGUCAAUGCAUUCCAUUACUUUACUUUCCUGCCAAAUGAUUACUACAAGUAUACUGUAAUAAUACUCCUUUCCUGCCAAAUGAUUACUCCAAGUAUACUGUAAUAAUACUCCUUUCCUGCCAAAUGAUUACUCCAAGUAUACUGUAAUACUACUAAUGUCCUGUCAAUGCAUUCCAUUACUUUACUUUCCUACCAAAUGAUUACUCCAAGUAUACUGUAAUAAUACUCCUUUCCUGCCAAAUGAUUACUCCAAGUAUACUGUCAUACUACUAAUGUCCUGUCAAUGCAUUCCAUUACUCUACUCUCCCGUCAAAUGAUUACUACAAGUAUACUGUAAUAAUACUCCUUUCCUGCCAAAUGAUUACUCCAAGUAUACUGUAAUAAUACUAAUUUCCUGAUAAUGCAUUUUUACUCUAAUUUCCUGCCAAAUGAUUUCUAUAAGUAUACUGUAAUAAUACUCCGUUCCUGUCUGGUUGUUUACCUUAUUAUUAAUACUCCAUGAAGGAUCACCCUAUGGCAACACUGCCAGUAGUAGAGUCAGCGUUCAAUGUAAAUUAAGAAACGUCAUAAACAUUUUGGAAACCGAAACACACAGUAGUACAUCGUACAACUGUUGCAUGUACCAUGUUUGACCACUGACUUUGUAAAACAACAUUUUGCACACAAACAGAUCCAAAAGCCAUCGUGUCUGUAUAGUAGGUGAUGCACCACUUCUUGGUGCUCUUGAGACUGCUCCCUCCAAACAGAGAUAUAGUUACAAGAGAGAGACUAGAACAUUACAAUUUGUCUCGUAUGUUUCUUGAAAAUGUAUGGAAAUACACAGGGAUAACUGCACAAAUAUUAUAAAUGAUUUAUUAGUGAUUUCUGAUCAUUUUAGUGUUUGGUGACUCCCUUAGAUGAUCGGUAACAAUUAAAUAUAGAUAACAAGCCCAUGAACAUAUGAAUUAUCAUUACAUGUAGAUGUUGUGACAUCACCUCAAGUGCAAUUGCAUGUUUUCAACAUAAGUGGUAUUCACCCCAAACAAAUUUGUAUUGCAUUUUUUCUUCUAGCUUCUUUACAUCGGCAUGCUCUUUUCUCAAUAAUAUCAAUGGAAAAAAGGCCACUUCCUUCACUUUUUUGGGGCUUUUGAUUAAGUCUUCUAACGCUUACUUUUACACAAUCCAAAACAAAGGUAGCCAUCGCACUCUUGUUGUGACGUGAUGAAGAUCAUUUAAAUGUACAGUAUAAGGAUGAACAAGUAAUGGUUGAAAGUAAAGGGUUCGUUUAGGAUUUUUUUGUGUGUUUGUGUUUUUGCAGUGUUAACAUUCUAUUAUGGUUUGAAGUGGUGAUAGAAAUACAGCGUACUUAUCAUUAAGAUAAUGAAUAUAAAGUUGAUGAGUGAUACAGGAUAAACAUGAGACUACGGCUGGAAUUCAGUCAAACCCGCACAGCAGAAAAACAUUAAUCAUUUUUUUAACAUACAUUUUCUGGCAGAAAAAGUAAGGAAAAGGUGCAUUUUUACAAGACAUGACCUAAGUGAUUUUACCACUCAUGUGGUUUUCUGCGGUAAAGGUUUGAUUGAAUAAACCCUUAAUAACCAUGCAUACUAAAUAUGCCUAUUUAACCAAAUCUAUAUCUAUAUAAUGAUUUGGUUAUUUGGGCUAUUUUUACUUUUCACUCAUGUUUAAUUUAUCAUUACAAUAUUGUGUUUGUGUAAUUUAUUUAUAUAUACUCAUAUGGCCCUAUAUUACAUUUUGUUUAAUGUUCACUCACUCUAUUUUAAGAUGUUACCAGAUUAUCUACAUGUACAUUUGUAGAAGCUUGAAUAUGAUUAAUACAUACAUUGAUCUACAGAAAUGUCUUGAUAUUGGUGUUGUACAAUUUUUCACAGGGUUGGGGUAGGGCUUUAAAUACUGUGUUCAAAAACCUGUUUCCUGGUGUACAUAUAAUAUAUUGUUAGUAAACAUUAAUUGGAGCCUGAAAUUCCUGUAAAUAGAAGACUAAAAUCAAUUUUUAACUUACUGAUUUGUACUUUACUGUAAGACGAAUGCAAAGCAAUUUCAUGGUUUCAGCUGAUAUGACAACAAUAAUGUAAAUAUUUUGAAGAGUACCACUCGGUCACUUAGUAAAACAAACAUUUGUUUUCAUUGUGUUUUAAUGACUCAAAUCAGAAUGUCUUUAGGUUUUGCCAAAUUGUAAAGUAUUAUCAAAGGCAAGAAUGUAGUUGAUGUCAUUUUGCAGCACAUGCCUGAGGUAGCUGAGACAUGUAAGCAGGAGUAUAAGCAUUUAUAGUUCCACUGAUUGGAAAGAUGCACAUACAUGUGCAUGCACACACACACACACACACACACACACAUAAACCUACACACGCACGCACGCACGCACGCACGCACGCACGCACGCACGCACGCACGCACGCACGCACACACACACACACACACACACACACACACACACACACACACACACACACACACACACACACACAGGUCAAGUAUAAAGGAGCUUAAUGGGACUCUAAUAGCUAGCGUUAAGUCACCCAUCUCAGGUUCGCACAACUAACCAGUUCACUACUGAAAUGUUACAGAGACGUAUUAAUCUGCCCAGUGAUGCUACAGUACAACUGUUUGUGGAUUUCUAUAUUUGCAGUGUAUUAUAUGUAUGUGUGUGUUUGCGUGUGAGAGUGUGUACAUAUGUCAGCCAGUGGGAUGUUUUAAAAGCACGUCUAUAACUGGCAAAAUGUUGGCUUCAUAAAAUGGCUUCACUUUGAAAGAUGUGUUUGUACCUCACAGCACUUUUUCUUUCAUAUAUUUUUAUAUUUCUAUAGUCCUAUAAAAAGAUUCCUCUGAAUGAACCAUCUUGGUGACAGUGUAUGUUGGCACACACUCACAGAUGAAGCCUUAGCAUCCUGACCUGCCCUGGGCAGUCCCUCUUGUGUCACAUCAGAGAGCAGCAAACCCCUCCCUCUUCUUCACAAAGAGCACCUCCAGAACAAGAUCUAUACUGAAAUCUAUGAACCUAUGAAUAAUGUGUUUUUAAUACAAGAAAACCUGUGGAGAAAAAAAUUCGAUAAAUAUUGUAUAUAGUUCUGAAUCUAUGAAUUCACAUGUUUGUUGCUGCUGCUGUUGGGAGUAAUCUAUGAUGUGUCCAUGUUUAUUUGUCUUCUCUGUAGGCUUCUGAUCAUGUUCCUGUUAUUCAUCCAUUGAUCUAGAAUUCAGCUUCUGUCCGUUAGUCUAUCAAUCUGCUGUAUCAUUAUAUAGUUUCCUAUUUUGUUACACUCUGUAUGAAGUUAUGGUAUAUGGUAUAGCACAAUUUAGUCAUGCAUACAUGCAUAAAGAGAAAUGAGGGUAAAUGCCCAGUGUUCUCACUCCAUUACAUAGGCCUACAUAGAUGUUCAGGUUUUCCACUUGAUUGUUUGAUGGAAAAGCUUUAUUUGAAACCCUGUAGAACCACGAUCCAUGCCUUUAUCAUUUUACUGUCUGUGAGAUUCCUACCUUUUGUUCUUUACCUGCCUCCACCACACACACACACACACACACACACUCUUAGGAAAAAGGGUUCCAAAUGGUUUCUAUGAUUGUCCCCAUUGGAUAACCCUUUCGGGUUCCAGGUAGAACCCUCUGUAGAAAGGGUUCUAUAUAGAACCCCUAAAGGUUCUACAUGGAACCCAACAGGUUUCUACCUGGAACCAAAAAGGAUUUACCUGCAACCAUAACGGAUUCUUCAAAGCGUGCUCCUAUGGAGAAAGCCGAAGAACUCUUUAAGGUUCUGGAUAGCACUUUGUUUUCUAACAGUGCACCCUUUAACAGACAAAUGUAUGUUACGUCUAAACAUACUCAGCCUCUGUGUAGAUGCAACUGCAGGCAUGUGGAUAGUUUGGAAUCAAAGCUUAUUAAUAUCAGUAUUCAAAGUGUAGUGUUUUCACCUCACCAUCCUACCUGUAGGAAUAUGAAUAGUGUUUUUUACCUCACAUUCCUACCUGUAGAAAUAUGAAUAGUGUUUUCACCUCACAUUCCUACCUGUAGUAAUAUGAAUAGUGUUUUCACCUCACAUUCCUACCUGUAGAAAUAUGAAUAGUGUUUUCACCUCACCAUCCUACCUGUAGAAAUAUGAAUAGUGUUUUUUACCUCACAUUCCUACCUGUAGAAAUAUGAAUAGUGUUUUCACCUCACAUUCCUACCUGUAGAAAUAUGAAUAGUGUUUUCACCUCACAUUCCUACCUGUAGAAAUAUGAAUAGUGUUUUCACCUCACCAUCCUACCUGUAGAAAUAUGAAUAGUGUUUUUUUAUCUUCUUGAGAACUUUAAUUGUUUUUGUAACUUUCUUAUUUAAGAAUGAAUUGUUUAAAAUCCAAUAUGAGUGGUACCUUGUUAACUUUUCUCUGUUUUCCCUUACGAACUGGGUGGAGUGGAUGACUUCUAUACAUACCACCUCACUGGCUAAAUUCAUAAGAGUUGAAGAAAAGCGUCAUGGCAACAUGUUGACAGUGAACAAUUUGUGUGAUGAAAGAUAUUUUCUAUAAAAAACAAAUACAAUCUUAUAAAGAAAUGAUAUAUAUGUAUACACAUUUAUAAAUAUAUUGCAGCCAAUCUCUGCGUGUAAACAUUAACAACUGUUGACUAGUGUGUGGUUCUUGAAUUUGAAAUAAUGCCAUUAUGAAUAAACAAUAUAAUUACUGAA
Messenger RNA from Salvelinus fontinalis (brook trout), 8510 nucleotides. Its product is annotated as gamma-aminobutyric acid receptor subunit beta-2-like. Gene Ontology annotation, cellular component: neuron projection; GABA-A receptor complex; membrane. Gene Ontology annotation, molecular function: neurotransmitter receptor activity; GABA-A receptor activity; extracellular ligand-gated monoatomic ion channel activity. Bases 451 to 2025 code for a protein of 524 amino acids. The record is from RefSeq and is a predicted model, not a curated record. Gene Ontology annotation, biological process: chemical synaptic transmission; signal transduction; monoatomic ion transmembrane transport. Lineage: Eukaryota; Metazoa; Chordata; Actinopteri; Salmoniformes; Salmonidae. The transcript is spliced from 10 exons.